GAGCACAGGUGAAGUUUUAUUUGACUUCCUGGGCUCAGUGUUGCCUAGUUGUCAGACAAAUAUCUGGAGAAAAAUGGCAGAGGGUGGGUUUGAUCCAUGUGAAUGCAUAUGCAGUCAUGAACAUGCAAUGAGACGACUUCUCAACCUGCUCCGCCAGUCUCAGUCCUACUGCACAGACACAGAGUGUCCUCAGGAAUUACCAAGUCCCAGUGGGUUUACUGGCCAGAAUGACUUCACUUUGCAGAUGGUCAUCAUUGGAUGGAUAGUACUGGCACUGCUGCUGUUUCUGACACGGCCACCAAGUCUAAGAGGUUCUCAACCCACAGACAAAUCCUUUGGACCUCCCAAUAAUGGCAGUCAAGAACCUCCUGCACCCCCAGUAGAUUAGCAUUGAAACCGUACACUGAAUUGAAUACAUUUAUCAUUUAGAGUGAGCCAGGAACUGUUACGACCAUAGACAGUCUGUGGUUAUCACAUCUUCUCCAGCUUUAUUUUAUGUUUUAUGUUCUUUUUUUUUAAUGACAGAUAUGUUUGUUUAAACAUUGCUACUACUGUAGGGUGACCAGAAGUACUGUUUACCUGGGACUGUCCCAGUUUUGAGUUCUGUGUCACAUGUCCCAGCAGAUUUACCCAAAGCCCAGUUUUAUAAAAAAAAAUGUCCCAGGUGUCUCUGUUGCUGCCUAACUUGAUAUCCACCAACAGUGAAAAAGGCAUAUACUGUCAUUUGAUUAACCAAAAUACAGAAAAACAUGCUUGAAAAUGACCAGAAGACAAAGAAAAUGUAUGCACAGUUGAACUGACUGAAGUUUCUCAGAUGAUACUGACUCAUACAUAAGUCGUGAAUAAGCCCUGAAUAAGUCAUGAAUCGACCGAGUGCAUAAGGCUCUUUUCAUAAUUUUACUUUUACCAACCAUCCUAAACCGGGGGUGUCCCAGUUUUUGAAUAUCAGGUUACCCUAUACUACUGAGAGUAUCUCAAGGCACCAUGAUGUCCAAUGUGCCAAUAAUAUAAUAUAUAUACAUUAAUAAUUACAUACACACAUUUUAGUAAACAUAUGUUACACAUUUCUGUUUUGGACUGACUUAAUCAGUCUCGUGAGUAAGCUCACAUUUUGCUAACAAACUCAAAAUGAAGGAAAAAGGCAUGGGUAAGAAGCUUUCAUUCCAGAGCAGAGAUAUUCUUACGUAAUUUUUAAACAAUCUUUUAAACUUGCACAUGCUUAACAACUUUUAUGUUUCUGGACUCACCCAAGUAGUUACUAAUCUAGGUUUAGAAACACACAGCUGAUUGUUAAGCAAGGUAAUUAUGCUUGACACAAUAAUUCAGACAACAGAAGCAAGACGCAAAAAAUGUAGAACAGAAACCCCCGUGAAAAAGGUGAUGUGUCUCAAGGGGCAAACCAAACUGGAUAAGAAUUUAAAAACACAUCCAUAACAUCUUGUUGUAUUUCAAGUCACUUUUGUGUAUCAACACUAUUAGCACUUUAAUUACAGUAAAUCUCUGUUUUACUUAGGGGAG
Molecule: messenger RNA, 1518 nt
Organism: Periophthalmus magnuspinnatus
Lineage: Eukaryota; Metazoa; Chordata; Actinopteri; Gobiiformes; Gobiidae
Gene: smim14
Product: small integral membrane protein 14
Exons: 4
Coding region: 74-388 (104 amino acids)
Cellular component (GO): endoplasmic reticulum
Source: RefSeq, a predicted model, not a curated record